AUGACAGAAAAGAAUCAAGGUUUAUCAAAUAUUCAAUAUAUCGAAACAACAUCAUUACCUGAUGAUAUACCAAAAGUUGAUGAAGUUGGUUCAAGUUCUGCACCUUUAAAAUCUGCUGCUUUCUUUAUUGGAAAUUAUUGUAAAGAUUAUAACGAUGAUUUUAUUUUAUGUAAAAAUGAAAAUAAUGAUCCAACACAUUGUUUAAAAGAAGGUAGAAAAGUUACUAGAUGUGCAAUUGAUUUUUCUCGUCUUCAAGUUCAAAAAGAUUCAAAAGGUCCCGGUGCAUAUAAGGGAAGUAGGGAUGCUAUUAUAAAAAUAUUAAUGAGCGAAGGUGUUAGUGGGUUGUAUUCUGAGUUUAUUGGUGAUAUAUCAGUAAAGCAAUCAAUGAUUGCAAGUUCUAUAGCCGGUGCUGCUACUGUACUAAUUACAAAUCCUAUUUGGGUUGUCAACACACGUGUAACAACACGAACAUUAGAAACAAUUAUAAAUAUAUUUGAUAAUGAUGGAAUUUCUGCUUUUUGGCAAGGUGUAACACCUGCUUUGAUUCUUGUAAUAAAUCCCAUCAUUCAAUACACAGCUUUUGAACAAUUGAAAAGUCGGUUAGAAAAAAUUAAAACAUUGAAAAAUUCGGAUUUUUUUAUUUUGGGGGCUAUAAGUAAACUUGUUGCCACCACUUUAACUUACCCAUACAUUGUUAUGAAAUCACGUAUGCAAUUACGUCAAACUUCAAAAGGAAAUGGUAGAUAUCAUUCAGUUUUAGAUGGAAUUAAAAAAAUUAUUGAAAGUGAAGGAAUUAAAGGUCUUUACAAAGGAAUCUCUUCAAAAUUACUUCAAUCGCUCUAUGGUUAA
Entrophospora sp. SA101 is the source of this 849-nucleotide messenger RNA. The record is from the annotation of a GenBank genome assembly. NCBI's taxonomy places the organism in Eukaryota, Fungi, Glomeromycota, Glomeromycetes, Entrophosporales, Entrophosporaceae.